Molecule: messenger RNA, 2295 nt
Organism: Carlito syrichta (Philippine tarsier)
Lineage: Eukaryota; Metazoa; Chordata; Mammalia; Primates; Tarsiidae
Gene: GPR63
Product: G protein-coupled receptor 63
Exons: 2
Coding region: 198-1457 (419 amino acids)
Biological process (GO): G protein-coupled receptor signaling pathway
Cellular component (GO): membrane
Molecular function (GO): G protein-coupled receptor activity
Source: RefSeq, a predicted model, not a curated record
UGCAGUCAUUUGAUGAAGCCUAAUUCGUACAUUCUUUGCACGAAUGGGCCAAAGGGCUCCUGUGGAAGAUGGAACCCGUUGUCCCUUUUCCAGAAUGUGCUUCCAAGCCCAUCGAUGGAACUUGAUACUGCAGUUUUGUGUUGAAAUGCUUGAAGGACGCCGGCAUCCCUGCCUGCGUCUCCCAUCCUCCUGAAACCAUGGUCUUCUCGGCACUGUUGCCAGCAUCCUAUGCUGGGGCAUCCAACACAACGUUUGUGGUCUAUGAAAACACCUAUGUGAAUAUUACACUCCCUCCACCAUUCCAGCCUCCUGGCAUCGGUCCUCUGCUUAGAUACGGUUUUGAAGCCAUGGCUCCCACUGAUUUGAGUUCCUUGACAGCAAAUAGCACAGCUAUGCCCCCAACACCAGCAGCUUUUAAGAGCCUAAACUUGCCUCUCCAGAUCAUCCUUUCUGCUAUCAUGAUAUUUAUUCUGUCCGUGUCUUUUCUUGGGAACAUGGUUGUUUGCCUUAUGGUUUACCAAAAAGCUGCCAUGCGAUCUGCAAUUAACAUCCUCCUUGCCAGCCUGGCUUUUGCAGACAUGUUGCUUGCCAUACUGAACAUGCCCUUUGCCCUGGUAACUAUCCUUACUACCCGAUGGAUUUUUGGAAAAUUCUUCUGUAGGGUAUCUGCUAUGUUUUUCUGGCUGUUUGUGAUCGAGGGAGUAGCCAUUCUGCUCAUCAUUAGCAUUGAUAGGUUCCUUAUUAUAGUCCAGAGGCAGGAUAAGCUAAACCCGUAUAGGGCUAAGGUUUUGAUUGCGGUUUCUUGGGCAACUUCCUUUUGUGUAGCUUUUCCUCUGGCUGUAGGAAAUCCCGACCUGCAGAUACCUUCCCGAGCCCCCCAGUGUGUGUUUGGGUAUACAGCCAGUCCAGGUUACCAGGCUUAUGUGAUUUUGAUUUCUCUCAUUUCUUUCUUCAUACCCUUCCUGGUAAUACUGUAUUCAUUUAUGGGCAUACUCAACACCCUUCGGCACAAUGCCUUGAGGAUCCAUAGCUACCCGGAAGGUAUAUGCCUCAGCCAGGCCAGUAAACUGGGUCUCAUGAGUCUGCAAAAACCCUUCCAGAUGAGCAUUGACAUGGGCUUUAAGACACGUGCCUUUACCACCAUUUUGAUUCUCUUUGCCGUCUUCAUUGUCUGCUGGGCCCCGUUCACCACUUACAGCCUGGUGGCAACGUUCAGUAAGCACUUUUAUUAUCAGCACAACUUUUUUGAGAUCAGCACCUGGCUACUCUGGCUCUGCUACCUCAAGUCUGCAUUGAACCCACUGAUCUACUACUGGAGGAUUAAGAAGUUCCAUGAUGCCUGCCUGGACAUGAUGCCUAAGUCCUUCAAGUUUUUGCCGCGACUUCCUGGUCACACGAGACGACGGAUACGCCCCAGUGCUGUCUAUGUGUGUGGGGAACAUCGGACGGUGGUGUGAAUAUUGGAACUGUCUGACAUUUUGGGUCAUUCCUGGUUGUCCUUUAUGGACACUGAAUUUUCUUUCACGUGGCUUCUCCACUUAUACUUCAUUGUUCUUUAGGAGGGAUGUGUGUGUAUGUGUGUGUGCAGUGUAAAGAAAGAAUGGUAAUUAGUUAUAGUUCUGUUACUAAGAAUACAUAAUAGUGGGAAGGUGAUCACAAAUGUUACCUCCAGGAGAAAUCCUUGAUUUAGGGUGAGGAGAUUAUUUUUGUGGAUUUUCAACAUUGAUUUUGUUUUUGUAGUAGGAAUCUGGAUUAUGUUUUACUAAGCCUGCCAUUAUGUUGAGUUGUAGGUGUUUUGUAUGCUGCUAAGGUAUGCUUAGUUGAGCUUAUCAAUUCUUUUUUUUCUGGAAGGCACUGCUGCUUUUUGCCAUCACAUUGGAGCCAAAAUCCCUUACAUCUCAGUCAAUACAUAUUUAGUUUUAUUUUUAAAAAUAACCUAAGGGAGUUAGUGACAUUUUAAAGGUCAUUACUAUUUACUUUGGUGCACUUUAAGAAGCAAUGUACAAAUUGAUUCCAUCAUAUUUUUCAGACUUGCUUUUUAUGUGACAUGUUGUGCUUUAGGAAACAUGUGCAUAAUCAUUUCUGAGAAGUUAGUUUUUUAAAAAAAAAGUUUAUCUGCAUGUAUAGUUUUAAAGGAGAGAACAUAAAAAUGUAGAUAUUUUUCUAAGCACAGUAGCAGCUCUUCAGAACCAUAGGGCAAAAUGGAGGAGGCAGCAUCCUUGCAAAUGUGAAAGGGGGUGCAGUGAGGGGGACCGCAGGUGGCCGACGCCAGCUGUGGCAAUUCCUUUUACUCAA